AUGUCGGAAUCACAAAGUAUGAAUUAUGCAUACAGCCCUCCGUGGCAUGAUACACAUAUCAUUGGAAUCGCCGGUUCCUCGGGCUCUGGUAAGACAUCAGUUGCAGCUCAGCUCGUCAAGCUGUUGAACCUACCAUGGGUAGUCGUUCUUUCCAUGGACUCGUUCUACAAAGAACUCACCCCGGAUCAAUCCAAACUCGCCUUUGCGAAUAACUACGACUUCGACUCCCCCGAUGCAAUUGACUUUGAUAUUCUGGUGGAUAGGUUGCAGGACCUCAAGGCCGGAAAAAAGGCGGAAAUCCCGAUUUACUCGUUUGAAAAGCACCAGAGGGUCCCGAAUAAGAAUACUACGAUCUAUUCCUGCCAUGUACUCAUCUUGGAGGGUAUCUUUGCGUUAUAUGAUCAGAGGGUUUUGGACCUCCUGGAUAUGAAGAUCUUUGUCGACACUGAUUCCGAUAUCUGUCUGGCGAGACGGUUGGCUAGGGAUGUCAAGAGCAGAGGGAGAGAUGUACGAGGAGCCUUGCAGCAGUGGCACCGAUUUGUCAAACCAAACUUCGAACUUUAUGUUCGUCCGCAAAUGAAAAAUGCAGAUAUCGCAAUUCCCAGGGGUAUCGAUAAUUUGACGGCCAUAGCAAUGGUGGUUAAACAUAUUCAACGAGCCCUUAACGCAAAAUCCGAAGCACAUCUCAAGAAAAUCGCAGAGCUUGGUGAGAAGGUUCUUGAGAAACCAUUGACGGACCAUGUGACCGUCCUUGAUCAGACACCACAGUUGAGAGGAAUCCAUACCAUUCUUCAGGAUAGGAAGACGAGCAGAGAAGAUUUCAUAUUUUAUUUUGAUAGACUGGCGAGUUUGUUGGUUGAGAAGGCGAUGGAUCGUAUGACGUUCACGAGCCACGAGGUUCUUACUCCACUCAAUCUCCCGUACAAUGGUCUUCGCUGCGCCUCUGCUAUUUGUGGUAUUGUCAUCCUCCGCUCCGGUGGUGUUUUCGAAAUUGGUUUAAAGCGUGUGGUUCCCGACUGCAAAAUCGGGCGACUUCUCCUCCAAUCCAAUAUUCGAACGGGAGAACCAGAGCUCCACCACCUAAAAGUCCCACCAAAUUUGGGCAACCAUCAAGUGUUACUGCUAGACCCACAGAUUGCGAGUGGUGCGGCGGCGUUGAUGGCUGUGAGGGUUUUGAAGGAUCAUGGGGUUGAGGAAGGUAAUAUCGUAUUUUUGACGUAUAUGGCUACGAGGGUGGGACUGGGGAGAUUGAAUGCUGUAUUCCCGGAGAUGAAGAUAGUAGUUGCGGGGAUUGAAGAAGCAUGGACAAGCAGAUGGAUCGAUGAAAAGUAUUUCGGAUGUUGA
Messenger RNA from Orbilia oligospora ATCC 24927, 1344 nucleotides. RefSeq lists its product as uncharacterized. Gene Ontology annotation, molecular function: ATP binding; kinase activity. The record is from RefSeq and is a predicted model, not a curated record. The transcript has 10 exons. NCBI's taxonomy places the organism in Eukaryota, Fungi, Ascomycota, Orbiliomycetes, Orbiliales, Orbiliaceae. The coding region runs from base 1 to 1344 and encodes 447 amino acids. Gene Ontology annotation, cellular component: cytoplasm.